CUCUCUCUCUAUAUAUAUAUACCAAGUUCUCCCGCUCACACUAACCAACCUACCAACCUUCCUUACGUCCCAAGAAACCAGCUUGGUUUUCCCGCUCAUACUUUCCCAAGAAAAUUCAUCAAAAGAAAGCAAACACAACCAUGCCCAGGAGAGUCCGUACCAAUCGUUUACAAAGGAAUCACAAUCGCAAUCGACCCAAUCGAUGCCGCUGUCUCUUUUUCAUCUGCGUUGCUGCCUUAGUAAUCCUUUUCAUGCCUGAAGUAUAUAGAGAAUGGAAACGUUCUCAACAGGAGGCCUUGAACCUUGAUUUCUCAGCUGAUGUCUUUCUUGAUCCGGGGUAUUUCCAGUUGGACUAUGAGGAAAUGGAGAGGGAGUUCAAGAUAUAUGUAUACAAGGAUCGUGACCUCGACAAGCACUACUUGUUGCCACGGCAGAUCACAAGAAAUGCUUUGAAGGUUGACAUGUUCUUUAAGAAUCUCAAAGAGAGUAGGUUCUACACCGAAGAUGAUGACGAGGCUCACCUCUUCUUGAUCCCCAUAGAAACCCACCGAAUGCAGGGAGAAUCCUUUGAGAAAAUGGCCAGUUUGGUCCAGGAUCAUGUCGAGGGAUUGAUUUCAAGAUACAAAUAUUGGAAUCGAACACAAGGUGCUGAUCACUUUUUUGUGAAUUGCCAUGAGAUUGGUGUGAUCGCUACGAAAGGAUUGCCAUUACUUGAGAAAGCAAUUCAAGUUGUGUGUGCAUCUAGGAAUGCUUUGGAAUUUAUGCCACACAAGGAUAUUGUCCUCCCAGCUGAAGAACUUCAACCAAACAUGGUAAAUGACAUUAACAGAUUUGGGGACUUCUGCUCAUGCAAUGUAGCCCCAUUCCAUGCUGCCUGUAUAACAGAGGCCAUCCUUGAGGGAUGUGUUCCUGUUGUCUCAUUAAGCAACCAUGAUGUGCCAUUCAGUGAUACUCUUGACUGGACGAAAUUUUCUGCAAUAGUCUCCUCCAAGAAAGAUUAUUUCACUGCUACAGGCAUAGAAGGUGAAAAUUUCACCAAAUUGCACGACAACCUAAAGAAGGUCCAAAAGCACUUUAAAUGGAAUUCUCCCCCAGUCAAAUUUGAUGCUUUUCAUAUGAUCAUGUACAAGCUCUGGAUGCGCACACAUUACUAAAUUGGAGUGAAGCAGAAAGCCUAUCUAUUAUACUUGAUUAAUUCAUCUUUCUUUCUUUUUUUUGAUAAAUUUAACAUGAGCCUGAGGGAUCAUGUUGUUACAGUACUUGCUGCAUAUUUCUCACCAUACAAUUUCUUCCCACACGCAUCAAACAGAUAUAUUCUUCUGCUGUAGUAGAAUGUUUUGAUUGACAUGAAGAUGUAAAUUGAUACAUUUUUUCCCUCGGAUAGAAAAGAUACUUUUGCUAGA
Molecule: messenger RNA, 1403 nt
Organism: Quercus lobata
Lineage: Eukaryota; Viridiplantae; Streptophyta; Magnoliopsida; Fagales; Fagaceae
Product: probable glycosyltransferase At5g25310
Exons: 6
Coding region: 141-1154 (337 amino acids)
Molecular function (GO): glycosyltransferase activity
Source: RefSeq, a predicted model, not a curated record